Molecule: messenger RNA, 1974 nt
Organism: Anopheles stephensi (Asian malaria mosquito)
Lineage: Eukaryota; Metazoa; Arthropoda; Insecta; Diptera; Culicidae
Gene: AsnS
Product: probable asparagine synthetase [glutamine-hydrolyzing]
Exons: 1
Coding region: 192-1934 (580 amino acids)
Cellular component (GO): cytosol
Molecular function (GO): asparagine synthase (glutamine-hydrolyzing) activity
Source: RefSeq, a predicted model, not a curated record
UUACGAUCUCUUUUGUGUGGUUUUCCUAGAAACAGCACCUAGCUUUCCAACAAAGAAAUAGGAUCAUUCCGUUUGACCUUCAGCUCUUUAUAAAAGCCAUGAUCAGCAGACCGCUUCUCAGUGCGCUUCAAUUCUCUGUCGUCCGUAGUCAACUAGCAGCAGCCGUCCAGUGUGCCAGUUAGCCUUAAACCAUGUGUGGUAUUCUUUGCAUUUUCACUCACCAACGUGUCGGUACGAACGCUGAACACCCUCAGCAGCAAGCGUGCUGCAAUGGAACUUGCACAAACUUUAGCGAUCGUUUUACCAGCUCCAGUGAAUCGUUGCGUGAGCUAGCUUUCCGCCAGUCGAGCAAACAGCGUCACCGUGGUCCCGAUCAGACGGGACUGGUCGUGAACGACCCGGAAGGUUUUGUGCUGGUCCAGGAACGAUUAUCCGUCAUUGGAGUGAAAACUGGACGGCAACCUUUUACCUCCACCGAUGGCACUACGCAUCUGGUGGCGAAUGGAGAGAUCUACAACUUUGCCCACAUGGUGUCCUUAAUCCACGAUGCGAACGGCCAUGAACGCUACAAGCCGCGCAGUGACUGUGACGUUCUGGUUGCGUUCUACGAACUGUUUGGUCCCGAUAGAUUGCUACAAACCGUUCGGGGGAUGUUUGCCUUUGUGCUGUACGACUGUAACACUCACCGACUGCUGGUAGCACGUGAUCCUGUUGGAAUUGUUCCACUCUACUACGGAUGGGAUCAAGCGGGAAGUCUGUGGAUUGCCAGUGAGCUGAAGUGUCUUGUGGAGUGCUGUCGGGAAGUGGUAGUGUUUCCUCCAGGGCAUGCGUACUACGGAACGAGGGACAGUGUCGUCCCAACACCUUACUUCAAUGCCCAUUGGAUGACGGAAAUUCCUUCCGGUGGAGUAGAUCUGGAAGAGCUGAAACACAAACUAGAGGCAGCCGUUGAGUCCCAUCUGCAGUGUGAAGUUCCGCUUGGUGCGUUACUUAGUGGUGGACUCGACUCCAGCUUAAUUGCCUCUAUCGCUACAAGAAUUUUGAGAAGAAAUACAUCGAAUCCAAACUAUCGGUUAAAGACGUACAGUAUUGGUCUUGAUGGUGGUGGUCCAGACUUACAGUACGCACGCACGGUAGCCAACUACAUCGGCAGUGAUCACACCGAGAUUCAUUUUACCAUUUCGGAGGGUUUGGACUUCAUCCGGGAUGCCGUGUACCAUGCGGAGACAUACGACGUCACAACAAUCCGCUGCAUCGUACCGGUAAUGCUGUUGGCAAGAGCGAUCCGCAGUGAAGGUAUCCGGGUAGUGCUAUCGGGUGAAGGUGCAGACGAACUGUUCGGAGGCUAUCUUUAUUUCCACCUUGCUCCAAAUGUUACCGAAUUUCAUCGCGAAACGGUGUGUCGUGUGCUAGGACUCCAUUUAUCGGACUGUCUGCGAGCGAACAAGGGCUGUGCGGCUUGGGGACUGGAAUUGCGGGUACCUUUCCUUGAUACCGAUUUUUUGCAGUAUGUUAUGUCUAUUCGUCCCCAGGAUAGGGCUCCCGGUUCGGCCGAGCCUAAUGGUCACAGUGGACUGGAGAAACGUAUUCUCCGUCAAGCAUUUGCAAAAGGGAAUUAUGUACCGCGGGAAGUGCUCUGGCGACAGAAGGAACAGUUUUCCGACGGAGUAGGAUAUGCGUGGAUUGAUGCCGUUUCGCAAUGGGCGACGGAUCGUGUAAGCGAAAAGGAGUUUGAAAUGGCUGUCGAUCGGUUUCCGUUCAAUACACCGACCACCAAGGAAGCGUACUACUAUCGGAAGCUGUUUGAGCAACUGUUUCCGGGGUCAACCUUUGCCCGAACGGUACAGCGAUGGAUGCCACGAACCGAUUGGGGCUGUCCCGAAGAUCCAUCCGGAAGGAAGCAGACGGUUCAUCAGGAUCAACAGAAGAAAUAAUCGCAAAAGAAAAUAUAAAGUUAUGGAAUAUCUUUUACUA